Molecule: messenger RNA, 2673 nt
Organism: Neospora caninum
Lineage: Eukaryota; Apicomplexa; Conoidasida; Eucoccidiorida; Sarcocystidae
Exons: 18
Coding region: 1-2673 (890 amino acids)
Source: RefSeq, a predicted model, not a curated record
AUGGCGAUAAUGAAGAGCAAGUUCACUGGAAGUGGACUUCUAAUGCUGCUGACCCUAGCUUUUGGAACGACGGUGCAGUGUAAUGAGCCACCGUCACAUCCACAGCUGUCGCAAAGCACUGAUACCAGCGCCACUCCCACAAUAUACAGGAGUGAGCUUGAAACCACUCUCAAAGUUCCAGGAGGUGCUGCAUCUCAGAAGCCUCUCGCAUCUACAGGUAACGUCAGUAUCUCAGCGGAGAGCACCGGAACCGGAUCUGAAACCCCCACAAGUCAGGCCGAAGGUACAUCUGAGAGCCUACAAGAGCGGGAGUCUCAGGCUCGGCCAACACCUGCACCUCGCCGGUCCGAGGCUCAAGCCCAGGGUCAAAGCCCCACGACUGCCCCUCAAAGCACGGUUUCGACGAAUACGGGUGAGUCUGGAAACGACGGCAAUGACAACGAGACAAAAGGACUCUACCCCUCAUUAGAUGAGCUAAAAGCAAACGGACUCUACCCCUCAUUAGAUGAGCUAAAAGCAAAAGGACUCUACCCCUCAUUAGAUGAGCUAAAAGAGAAUCCGAAUGUGACCACGCCGAUCCGCCCCUCAAAAGGACUCUACCCCUCAUUAGAUGAGCUAAAAGAGAAUCCGAAUGUGACCACGCCGAUCCGCCCCUCAAAAGGACUCUACCCGCCUUUGGAUGAAUAUAGGCACUACCAGGAAAUAACCUGGUUUUCUAUUCCCGUGCCUAUGGGAGUCGUUGAUCGCCGGGAAACGCGCGCCUUGAAACAGCAGUUCACUCAAUUUCUCCAACAGCUAUCGGCAAACUAUCCCAAACUGGUGCAGAGGGUGUACGAGUUUCUCGGCUGGCCCUCUGAUAAACUUCCUGAAAACGAAGAACAAGCUCAGAUGUUUAUUGACGCUCUUAACACUUCUGAAGCCUUGCUGGGCAAGGCAGCCCGGUGGAUCUUCAACGCGAUACCGGAAAUGGAACGGGCAGCCAUUUACACAUCCUUCUACCAACUUUUCCGCAACAAACUGCCGUCGUCGUUUUUCGAAGCUGCAGGACGAGUCAAUCCAGAGGUCCGUGAAUACUGGAAUGCUGAGAUGCCCAUUACAGGGACUUGGGAAACUCCUUCAGAAGCUGAUAAAGAAUCGGAAGCAGGCGGCGAAACUGCAAACUCUCGAAAAGGUCAAGCACAUUUGACUGCUCAAGUUUUGCAACCUCUUCCCGUGGAAGGACCGACACCGCGUGACCGGAUCCCGUGGAUGAAAAUAAAGAGUGCCAUUUCGAAAGCGCAUGGGCCUGUGACGCGGGUACCCGAGUGGACACCAGUUACGGGCGCCUGCGCUCUAGGUGAAGGGUACACGGAAAUCGAUGUGGCGAAGGCGACAACGGACGUGCUUUUCCGCCUCACUUUCGUCAUUCUACAUCAAAUCAAGAGGAAGAAUUCAAACAAUGGAAAAUUGGAAGAUGAUCAGGCUCUCGUUGCUCUCUGCUCUACCGCUGGCGCCUUCGUGGACGCCUGGCAACAGCAGCAGCAGGCUCUUGCGCAAGAGGAUCCAGGCACACCCAAGGCGCAUGCCGUCUUAAUCGAGCGCCUGCGCCAUGUAGAUAAAUACUUCAUGAAGACCUACGAUGAAACGACUGGAGAGAGCGACCAUAAACAGUGGAAAAAAAACAAGACAGAAGUUGCGAAGAUUGGCAGGGUGAAAGCCGCCGGCGAUGUCGCAACUAGAUCCUUCAACGCGGGAACGACGAAAUAUCCCUCUCGAUCACUUUAUGGCGGAAUCGCCAACACCCUGGAAACGAAAUUCACUGAUUCUGAAGCGGUGGCAAAAGCUGUGCACGACUACGCGAGACAGCACAAAAUGCCUGAGAAGCUCGUAGGCCUCUGCGGAGCUCUCCAAAUCUCGGGACACUUCAAGAAGUGUUUUUCUGAAGCAGGUCGUCUCUCUUCGGUCACUUUCUUCCACCAACAUAUUGACGGGGCUAGUGUCCUCCUUCGAACACUCGCACGCGAUCGGCCGAUCGGCAAGCAUGCCGUAGCCCAGGCCAUCUGCGAUCCCAGCGUUUCUGCUCAGUAUUUUGAGAGCGCGUUUCGAUUGUUCUCGUCUGCGGUCACCCAAGAGUGGGAGAAGGAAAACCUGUUUGCACAGCUGGCGUCCUGGACGGGGAAACCGGUGAUUCUUGCUCCGUCCCUUGAGGACCAAGUCCCUGUCCCUCCUGCGCAUGCCGCGUACGAAUCGGUCGCCGUAGAUGACCCCGACAGGAUCUACCGCAUUAGGGCAGGAGGCCGGCAAUCGCCUCCGGAAGUGCUCUACGUCGGAGGCCUCCAUCCGAAAGUGAAGCCUACGGAGGUCCACGUGCAGGGGCCGACUGUCCGUGACAACUCGAAACGCCUCGUUCAUGACGUACACCCUUCGGAGCCUCGCGGAGAAAAAGCCCCCUCGGGCACCGCGACUACAACAGAAAGCUCGAGCGAAGACGCUUCGUCGGCCUCUUCCAAAUCCUCCUCGGCUUUUGUCGACGUGCAAGCCCAGGGGAAGAACAACUACGAGCCUGGAGAAACAGUCGAUUCCCACUUGGCGUCGCCACGCAAGAACGAAGAGAAUAGUGCCUCAGCGAUGCCGAAGCGGAGCACGCACAGCCAGGGGACUGGACGGACAAGAAGCGUAUCUGCCGAGCUUUAA